Messenger RNA from Tribolium madens (black flour beetle), 1190 nucleotides. RefSeq lists its product as uncharacterized. Gene Ontology annotation, biological process: apoptotic DNA fragmentation. Gene Ontology annotation, molecular function: nucleic acid binding; RNA endonuclease activity; single-stranded DNA endonuclease activity. The coding region runs from base 6 to 1169 and encodes 387 amino acids. Gene Ontology annotation, cellular component: mitochondrial inner membrane; nucleus. NCBI's taxonomy places the organism in Eukaryota, Metazoa, Arthropoda, Insecta, Coleoptera, Tenebrionidae. The record is from RefSeq and is a predicted model, not a curated record. The transcript is spliced from 2 exons.
UCAAAAUGUCACUUUUGCUACUUCUUCUCGCUUCUUUAGCAACCUCACAAGCCGAAAUAGGCUGUGUUUUGGACAUCUUGGCUAAAGCUCCAAACGCCCCUCUGGUCGUCAACUCCAGCUUCCAAUACCCGACCCCUAUCUCCAUCCACAACACUCAAAUUUAUUUCUCUCAAGGUGAAUUCUUCUACAUUGCGUGCCCCAAUGGUACCUCCAACUACCCCAUUGUGGGGUCAGGCGAAGUGGCUAUUUGCCACCACAACUCGACAAUUUCCACCCUGAGUAGUGAUUUAGUGGUCGAUUUCCACGAAAUUGAAUGUCGACAAGAAACCAGACCCAAUGUUUUACAUUACAACACAGACACUUUAUGCGAACAUAAUUUUCGGCUCCAUAACAUGGAUAACGUGGUUUUUGGAACCAAUCUCACGAGUAUUUCGAUGUGUUUUGAUUAUCAUUACUACGUACCUUUGUACUCAAAGUAUACGACAAAUCAGUGGUUGGAUAAUAAUCCGAGUUACGACCCAAAUGUUACGUUUUUUAACCCAAGUGAGGUGUUUCAAGGGAAGAAUUUACUCGAGUAUGAAAAGACAGUUAAGGAAAGAAUGGAGAAUUUAGGGUUUGGGGAUUACAUCACAGAUAAUGUCACCCUUAUCUUGGGCCACUUGGCAGAUCCCAGCGAAUUUCUGACGUCUUUUGAACGAGAUUUGACUUUUGACACCUCCAAUGCUGUGUUUCGGUGGAACACAAUCGAUCAGGGUAAUUGGAAGAAGAUCAGACUUGCCAUGCAAGAACUGAUAACCCAUGGUGGUGAUUAUGGAGAUGUUAUCAUGCUUACUGGUGCUCUAAAUGUCGCCACUCUAGUAGGAAAAAAACUCUUUUUAGACACUUUAUUUAAGGCCAUUCCUGUACCACAAUGGAUUUGGAAAUUAAUGUAUUCCAAAACAACCAAAUUUGGGAUUAUAUUUUUUGUCUACAAUAAUCCCUGGAAUAAGAAGAGUCAAGCUGAUUCCGAAUUUGAAUCAGUUUGUGAAAACGUUUUCGAUAGUCUUAAUUGGGUCGACCGUAUUGACAACGAAGAUGCUUUCGCCGGAUAUACUUAUGCCUGCACUUUAGACAGGAAUCAGAUUUUUGAUGACACUAUAGAUAAGAUUGUGCAAAAUGUACUUAAAUAAAAAACAUAUCAAUUGAAAGCA